GCUUGUUUUCCGCGGAUAGCAUGGUUGGCUCUUAUGCGCCUUGGUGGAUAACUCGUAUACCCACAAAAGACGGCAACAAAUUAAACUGCCCAGGCUGCUUUGUUUUACACCUUGGCGAUUUGUGGUGGCGUGGAAAAGACAUGUGCCUUGUCACCUUUUCUACGAACCCUUUUCCGUACUCACUUCCCACUUCCCACUUCCUCUCUCAUCUUACUUUCUCACAAUCUUCUUCCCCCCCUAACUGAUUCCGCCCUCAUUUAGAAUCAGUAUGGCUAUUCUAUCUCGUUGGCUGCAGCUUGUCACCUGGGCAUGUGCUCUGUCUUGCAGCACGGUCGCUACGGCUGCCUCUGACGAUCUGCCCGACUUUGAUGAUCUAUCGACUGGCAUCACGGAACUCCAUCAAGUCUUUCCUCGCAACGAGACGUACGCACCUUCACCCCUGUUUCCAGUCAUGUUCGCAUUCCAGAACCCGACCAUCGCCUAUUCAUUGACACCGUCUCUUUCGGUCACCUUGUUGAAAUGGAAUCAGAGCAUCAGUGACUGGGAUGUGAAUGAUACGACCAAUUUUCACUUGGGAGAAAUGGCCAACGCCUCUGAUAGCGAGCCUUUCUUUGUUCAUCAUGUCUUUGGUGGAAACUUCGACACAGAGGCGUAUUGGUCUCUCGGCUGGAGUCUCACGUGGAUUAACUGCACCGAAGGGGAGGGCCGAUAUAUAUACCCUUAUUCUGGAAAUUUCCACCACUAUGUACGGUUUACGACCGAGGAAGGUGGCCGAGAGCCUGAUUUGGUUGCUUCUUCAGAUGAUUCCCAAUGCUCCGACUUCCCGAGCGUUACUUUGAAUAUCACCGAAAUUGGCGAACCAUACCCUCAAAGCUACCCAGGCCAGUGGUGUGCCUACUUCUCGUCAGUCAAGCCAGACCCGAAGCCCUGCGAGGUACAGGUCAGCUCGGAACUUCAGGAGAGUAUCCUUGCUUCCGCCACCAACGUCUUCUGUCGGGGAUUGGAGGACGUGGAUUGCCCGUCCGACGAAGACGACGAAGAGGGCCAUGGCGAGACCAUGCGUGGAAGCCUGGCCGCCACUGUCGCGGCUUGCUUUGUAUCUGUCGCAGUUGGGAUGAGCCUACUCAUAGUGUAGAUACAAGCAAUCACAACCUAGGCGUUCACUUGCAUAGUCCUGUGUCUGCCCAUCCUUUCCGUAGAGUCUUUAGAGUCUUGUGUGGUACGUUUCGGCGUAUAUCAUAACCAAUCGGCCCUUGAAUCCGUCCCCAAUCUCGUAAUCUUCUAUGACCUUCAGGUCUUUCCCCCUACAUGCUACCUUAGUGACUUCAAGAGCUUGCCACAAAGAGUCCUAGACCUGUUGAAUCGAGCUUGUUUCUUCAGCCGACUUCCCAGAGCAUCAAAAGGGGUGGGGGAAGGGGGAAGAAGGGGCUUUUCGUUAGAGUCAGCUGUCACUCCAGGCUGGUGUUUUAAUUUGUGA
This is a messenger RNA of Emericellopsis atlantica, 1477 nucleotides long. RefSeq lists its product as uncharacterized. Bases 269 to 1135 code for a protein of 288 amino acids. NCBI's taxonomy places the organism in Eukaryota, Fungi, Ascomycota, Sordariomycetes, Hypocreales, Bionectriaceae. The transcript has a single exon. The record is from RefSeq and is a predicted model, not a curated record.